This is a messenger RNA of Rhineura floridana, 1640 nucleotides long. It is a transcript of the gene C9H4orf46, whose product is annotated as chromosome 9 C4orf46 homolog. The record is from RefSeq and is a predicted model, not a curated record. The transcript has 2 exons. NCBI's taxonomy places the organism in Eukaryota, Metazoa, Chordata, Lepidosauria, Squamata, Rhineuridae. The coding region runs from base 346 to 627 and encodes 93 amino acids.
AGCCUUAAAACACACACACAAUGCACAUUCUAGGAUUUAGAGCAACAUCACACUGCAUCUACAGAAAAUCAUGGUCAAUAGUGACUUUCAAUUUUCCCUAGACUAGUAAAGCUUUGAGACAACUCUACAGUUUUUCUAUCUCUAGGAGUCAAGGCUGAGGUACCAAUUCGACGGGGGUUGCAUUACUGCGAUAGUAAUAGGUAGUGGUUGGUUGGUGAGCAAGCUGCCUUGAUUGUUCGGCGGCGUUUUCAUUGGAGAGGGGGGCGUGGUUCUGCGCUUUCACGCGCGAGUCAGCUAGCCGUAGUUAGCGAGAGGGCAAGUGGCGGUUAUUUUGAGUUGUGAAGGAUGGCUGAGGCGUCCAUUGUCAUCUCCGGUCCUAGGAGCGGUCCCAACCGGGCAAUGCCAUCCUUGGCCCAAUUAGCAGAACCACCUCAAGGGCUAUUGGAGAUGAUGGAAAUGCAGCUUGGCGACGCAGCAUUUUCACUGACCAAGCUUUUGGAGGCUACCUCUGCAGUGUCAGCCCAAGUAGAAGAACUUGCAUCCAAGUGUACAGAACAUGCAAGAUUUCUUAAAACAUGGCGAGGCCUUCUAAAAGAGGGAUAUGAUUCCCUGAAACCCACUGAGUGAUUUGAACAUGCAUUCAGUUCUACUGUUCUAACUGUUAUACUGAAACCAAAGGCAAGAUGGACCAAUAACAUGAAACGCUUUACUGCUUACGUAUGGAGAGGCGGAACAACAAACUUGGUUUUAAAUUUCCAAAGGAAUAUUAUUAAUUUUAAAUUUUGUAAUGGAAGCAAAGGAGCUGCCUUAAAGCAUUGGAGCAUGCUUACCAGGCUAAAGAACUUGUUCCUUCAGUCAUGUCCCAGUACAUGAGCUUUAACAUUUUCCUUAAAGUUCUAGAGAUUAGAUUAAAAUUAUGAUUAAGGUUUCAUUUGACUGGAACUUGGGAUUUUAUUAGUUGUGGGUGACUGUAACAUCUAUAGAACUCAUGGUAUAAGAUAUAUGGACUGUUGGGCUAAAAUGUUUAAUUGUAAGGAGAACCAGGUGUGUUCUAUCUUACACUAAGUAACAUCCAAUGCGUUCUCCCCUAUACAUAGGUGUGGCUGUUCCUAUUUUGCUUAGUCUUUUGACAGUUUCAGUAUCUUAAAAAGCGUUUAAAUUGUAUAUUUUUCUGUGCUGAGUAUGUGAUCAGAGCACAUUCUGACACAAAAAGUGUGAAGACUCUUAUGCAUGCCCGAACAUAGGAUUUUACCUUCUGCUAAAAGAUGCAAGUUCUUAUUUAUUGUGUAGUUUCAAUAAUUAUAUACAGAGUAAAAAUGUAUACACCAAUGUAUAAUCAGCAUAUGUACAUCUGAUAGUUGGGUAUAAAUCGAGGAAAGAAUAUUACUUGUGAACAAGGGUUGUAUCCAUGCUGUUGGUUGCAAUUAGGUCCCAUUGAAAAUGCUAGGACAAAUUAUUCAUUGUUUGAUUUCAUUGGGGAGUAAGCAUAACUAACAGUCUGGAUUUAAUCCAAGCGCCUCUUGUUCUUGUCCAAGAUACAUGGCAUUGAAGUAAGUUAAGCAAGAGGCAGACAAAUAAUUAUGUUUCUAAUUCAAUGUAAUUACAGUGUUACUAUAUUAAUAAAGUGUAUUGGCAUAACA